Messenger RNA from Salvia miltiorrhiza (redroot sage), 1008 nucleotides. RefSeq lists its product as uncharacterized. The transcript has a single exon. The record is from RefSeq and is a predicted model, not a curated record. NCBI's taxonomy places the organism in Eukaryota, Viridiplantae, Streptophyta, Magnoliopsida, Lamiales, Lamiaceae. Gene Ontology annotation, molecular function: catalytic activity. Bases 1 to 1008 code for a protein of 335 amino acids.
AUGAAUUCCUUGAGCUGGAAUUGUAGGGGGUUGGGCCAUCCUCUUGCAAUUCCUACGUUAAGUGAGCUUGUUCGUGCUCACAGGCCUAACUUUUUGUUCUUGUGUGAAACUUUGGCGAAACGGAAUCGUGUUGAGACGAUUCGUUCUCGCCUCAAUUUUGAGGGUUGCUUUGUUGUCGAUUGUGUGAGCCGGAGUGGUGGUCUUUGUAUGUUUUGGAAGCUGUCGUCUUCUUGCAAGCUUCUUAGUUAUUCUUCUAAUCAUAUUGAUAUUCAUGUUUUUGAUCCUAAUGGAGAUUGGAGAUUGACUGCCUUUUAUGGCUAUCCCGAUCGUGGAAGACGAUGUGAGUCUUGGAGUUUGCUCCGUUGUCUUGCUGCUGCCAAUAGUCUUCCGUGGGUUGUUAUGGGGGACUUCAAUGACUUGUUGGAUCCUGGUGACAAACGUGGUAAUGUUUCUCAUCCCACGUGGUUGUUCAAUGGCUUUCGAGCGGCGACUUUGGAUAGUGGUCUCUCAGAUGUUGCGUUGGUUGGCUAUCCCUUUACUUGGUCGCGUGGGCUUGGUACUUCGCAUUUUGUUGAAGAGCGUCUUGAUCGUGCUAUGGCGUCCGACAGUUGGAAAACUCGUUUUCCGGGUGCGUUACUUUGUCCAGUUACUGCCACUAUCUCAGAUCAUGUUCCUAUACUCCUCAAGUGCAUUGCCUCUGAACCUUCUUCUCAUAAGCACCGUUUUCGCUUUGAAAAUAAAUGGUGCAUGGAUUCUGAUUUGCCUAAUGUUAUUCGUGAUUGUUGGACUAAUCUCAGUGGCAUUAAUAUCAUUGACCGCUUGUCAGCAGUUUCUGAGUCUCUCUCCAUUUGGGCCGCCGGCAGAAACAGUCAUGAAAGGCGCCUUAAGCGCCAACUAGAAGAGCGGAUAAAAAGACUUCAAGGAAGGAAUGAUCUGUUGGCUAUUGAUUCUAUGAGGGAAGCGAAGAAGGUUUUGGCCGAUAUUCUUGCUAGAGAGGAAAUGCAUUAG